GACAGGCUCUACGGGAGGAAAACAAUCGAAUGAAAGGUCCCUGAAUCCGAGAGAACGGUGUCAGAGCUUCCGACUGAGCAGACAUGCAUUACUCCCCCCCAAAUGAGAGAGAGGAUUUAGGAAUGGAGAAGUCGCCGUUUCCUUUCCCUUUCGUGUUCAACACAAAGAUCGUCUACGACCGCGAGAUGGCUCGCUCCUAAAGGCCCAAGUCAUGCUGCAGCCUUGACGAUUUCAUCGACAUCACUUUAUCCAAAACGCAACGGAAGACACCCACGGUGGUACACAAGCAUUACCAGAUCCACCGCAUCCGACACUUUUACAUGCGCAAAGUGAAGUACACCCAGCAGAACUACCAUGACCGCCUCGCACAGAUCCUCACCGACUUCCCAAAACUGGACGACAUUCAUCCCUUUUAUGCGGACCUGAUGAACGUGCUGUAUGACAAAGACCAUUACAAGCUGGCUUUGGGGCAGAUCAACAUUGCUAAGAAUCUGAUUGACAACGUGGCCAAAGAUUACGUGCGCCUAAUGAAGUAUGGAGAUUCUCUUUAUCGAUGCAAGCAGCUAAAAAGAGCUGCGCUGGGUCGCAUGUGCACCAUCUUGAAGCGACAGAAGUCCAGUCUGGAGUAUCUGGAGCAGGUACGUCAACAUCUGUCCCGUUUGCCCACCAUCGACCCAAACACGAGGACACUGCUCCUGUGUGGAUACCCUAAUGUAGGAAAGUCCAGUUUCAUCAACAAGGUGACCCGGGCAGAUGUGGACGUUCAACCAUAUGCCUUCACCACCAAGUCACUGUUUGUGGGUCACAUGGACUACAGAUACCUGCGCUGGCAGGUGGUAGACACCCCAGGGAUCCUGGACCACCCCCUGGAGGAGAGGAACACAAUCGAGAUGCAGGCCAUUACAGCGCUGGCUCACCUGCGAGCGGCUGUCCUCUAUGUGAUGGACACAUCAGAGCAGUGCGGACACACUUUGCAGGAACAGAUGGAGCUCUUCAGCAACAUCAGACCUCUGUUUGCCAACAAGCCUCUCAUCAUCGUGGCCAACAAGUGUGACGUGAUGAAGAUCAGUGAGCUGUCUGAGGAGAACCAGAAAAUGUUUACAGACUUGACAGCUGAGGGCAUCCCUGUCAUUGAGUCCAGUACACUAACAGACGAGGGCAUCAUUCAGGUGAAGAAUGAGGCCUGCGACCGCCUCCUCGUCCACCGUGUGGACAACAAAAUGAAAAGCAAGAAGGUCCAUGAUGUCCUCAACAGGCUGCAUCUAGCCAUGCCUGCAAAAAGAGACGAUAAGGUGAGACCUCCAUUCAUCCCUGAGGGAGCUUCGCUGCGUAGGAAGGCCAUGGAGGUGGACGCACCCAAGCGCAAGCUGGAGAAAGAUCUUGAGCAGGAGCUUGGAGAUGACUACAUCCUGGACCUUCAGAAAUAUUGGGACCUGAUGAACGAGGAGGAGAAGCAUGAUAAGAUCCCAGAGGUUUGGGAAGGCCACAACAUUGCUGACUAUAUCGACCCAGACAUCAUGAAGAAACUUGACGACUUGGAGAAGGAGGAGGGGCUAAAGGAGCAGGCCGGCGAGUACGACUCAGACGAUGAGAGCGAGGACGAGGACAUGCAGGAGAUCCGCGUCAUGGCCAAGCAGAUCCGUGAGAAGAAGCACCUCAUGAUCGUAGCGUCCAAAGAAAAGGACGUGCACGGGCCCCGCAUGCCCAGGACAUCCACCAAGGUUGAGAGAAAAACAUUAGAGAAGGAGAUGGGAGACCUCGGCCUGGACAUGAGCGACAAGGACGAUAGUCACUACGCCGAGAAGGCCCGGCGCUCCCGCAGCGUCACCAGGAAACGAAAACGUGAAGUUUCAGCACCGCCAGCUUCCAAAACACGCAGCCAGAGCGCCUCUCGUCCUCCUCGGGACCAGUCUGGAUUCCGAGACGCAAAGAUGGUGAAAAAGGCAAAGAAGAUGAUGAAGAACUCUCAGAAGGACAUGAACCGCCUUGGCAAGAAGGGCGAGGGAGACCGACAUGUGUUUGACCUCAAACCCAAACAUCUCCUGGCGGGAAAGAGGAAGUCGGGCACCACAGAUCGCAGAUGAACAGGAAGAGGAAGAAGUCUCUGUAGACUAUCGUGACCUGCUUUGUUUGUGGACAUCUGCAAUUUGGAGUUUUAUUCUACACAACAGUACAACUAAAAACAUCAAAUAUAUAUUUCCUUUUUUGACAAGGAAACUCCAUUGCUAAAUGUUUUUACUGAACUGGGCCUAUUGAGGGGUCUUAGUUUGUCCAUCCAUCCAUUUUCUACCGCUUGUCCCUUUUUUGGAGUCGCGGGGGGUUGCUGGAGCCUAUCUCAGCUGCAUUCGGGCGGAAGGCGGGGUACACCCUGGACAAGGCGCCACCUCAUCGCAGGGCCAACACAGAUAGACAGACAACAUUCUCAUUCACACACUAGGGCCAAUUUUAUUUAACUCCAAUUAAGUGUUGGAAUAAAUUCACCCGGGACAAGUGAUAGAAAAAUGGCUGUAUAGUGUUGGAUAAAGUGAGGAUGAUGAUUGUGCUUCUUCUCCACAGCCAAAUACAUCUACUGCGCACCCAAA
This is a messenger RNA of Entelurus aequoreus (snake pipefish), 2582 nucleotides long. RefSeq names its product GTP binding protein 4 (gene gtpbp4). Gene Ontology annotation, cellular component: nucleolus. The record is from RefSeq and is a predicted model, not a curated record. The transcript is spliced from 17 exons. Gene Ontology annotation, biological process: ribosomal large subunit biogenesis. Bases 321 to 2084 code for a protein of 587 amino acids. NCBI's taxonomy places the organism in Eukaryota, Metazoa, Chordata, Actinopteri, Syngnathiformes, Syngnathidae. Gene Ontology annotation, molecular function: RNA binding; GTPase activity; GTP binding.